AAGGGACGACUCACUGGUUGAAGAGACGCUUGCUGGAGAAAGGACAGCCCCAAGGAGCGGCCAGAAAGCUCCGGUGGCUGCAGUCCCGCGUGACGCCCCUCGCUCGUUCCAAAGAGCAGUGUUUUUGUUUCACGCACACAGAGACUCAGGGUCGGACUUUUUCCUUGAAAGCCACCGCCGCCGCCCUUGCCUUGGGCGCCCGAGCACAGACAAAGAGCACCGGAACGACGUGCACGCUGGGGGCUCUGAGGUCGGCCAUGGUCAUGGAGGUGGGCAUCCUGGACGCCGGGGGCCUGCAGGCGCUGCUGCGGGAGCGCGCGGCGCAGUGCCUGCUGUUGGACUGCCGCUCCUUCUUCGCCUUCAACGCGGGCCACAUAGCCGGCUCGGUCAACGUGCGCUUCAGCACCAUCGUGCGACGUCGGGCCAAGGGCGCCAUGGGCCUGGAGCACAUCGUGCCCAACGCCGAACUGCGCGGCCGGCUGCUGGCCGGGUCCUACCACGCCGUGGUGUUGCUGGACGAGCGCAGCGCCGCCCUGGAUGGCGCCAAACGCGACGGCACCCUGGCUCUGGCGGCCGGUGCGCUCUGCCGCGAGGCGCGCGCCGCGCACGUCUUUUUCCUCCAAGGAGGUUAUGAAGCGUUUUCAGCUUCCUGCCCAGAGCUGUGCAGCAAACAGUCUACCCCCAUGGGGCUCAGCCUUCCCCUGACGGCGAGUGUCCCCGACAACACGGAAUCCGGAUGCAGCUCUUGCAGCACCCCGCUCUACGAUCAGGGUGGCCCAGUGGAGAUCUUGCCCUUUCUGUACCUGGGCAGUGCCUACCACGCUUCCCGCAAGGACAUGCUGGAUGCCUUGGGUAUCACCGCCUUGAUCAAUGUCUCUGCCAAUUGCCCUAACCACUUUGAGGGUCACUAUCAGUACAAGAGCAUCCCCGUGGAGGACAACCACAAGGCGGACAUCAGCUCGUGGUUCAACGAGGCCAUUGACUUCAUAGACUCCAUCAAGAACGCAGGAGGGAGAGUGUUUGUGCACUGCCAGGCGGGCAUCUCCCGCUCGGCCACCAUCUGCCUUGCUUACCUCAUGAGGACUAACCGGGUCAGGCUGGACGAGGCCUUCGAGUUUGUGAAGCAGAGACGGAGCAUCAUCUCCCCCAACUUCAGUUUCAUGGGCCAGCUGCUGCAGUUCGAGUCCCAGGUGCUGGCCCCACACUGCUCGGCUGAGGCCGGCAGCCCCGCCAUGGCUGUGCUCGACCGAGGCGCCUCCACCACCACCACCGUCUUCAACUUCCCCGUCUCCAUCCCAGUGCACCCCACGAACAGUGCCCUGAGCUACCUGCAGAGUCCCAUCACCACCUCUCCCAGCUGCUGAGAGGCUGGGGGGGCAGGGUGAGGGAGUGCCACGCCCACAUUCCCAUCCGUGCAUUUACAUCCACCUCCCAUCUGCCCGGGACUCUAGGCUCUCCUCCUGGGGAGGAGAAAGGCAAUAACUCCGGGGAGGUGGCUCACGGGGGCUGGUCCUUAUUUAUUUUCAUUUCACCCUACAUCGUCCACUGAGCUCCUCUACACAGCCGUGGCCGUGCCCUCGGCACUUGGACCGAUAGGGAGUGGGUGCGUCAAGUCCUGCUGACCACACAGGGCAAAAGCAAAGGACUGGGUGUGAGUGGGGCUCUUUUUGACUUGCCCCUGGUGUUUUUUGUUUUUUCUUGUUUUUGUAGAAAUCAUGCUUGACAUACCUACCAGUAUUACCAUUCCUGAAGACGUAUACCUUAUUUAUUUUUGUGUAGGUGGUCCGCCUUCACAGCUGUCCGUGUCUACUAGAAGAACCAAAUACCUCAAUUUUUGUGUUUUGAGUACUGUACCGUCUUUGUACAUAUAGACCCAGCGGAGAGUCUGUUCAGCACUGAUAGAAAGCACCAGUGUUUGGGUUUUUGUUUGUUUGUUUUUUAGUUACCCACAGUUGUAUGUUUUGCCGAUUAUUUAUGACCUGAAAUAAUAUAUUUCUUCUUCUAAGAAGACAUUUUGUUACUUAAGGAUGACUUUUUUAUACAACAGAAUAAAUUAUGGCAUUUCUAUUGAAA
Ochotona curzoniae (black-lipped pika) is the source of this 2073-nucleotide messenger RNA. It is a transcript of the gene DUSP1, whose product is annotated as dual specificity phosphatase 1. The record is from RefSeq and is a predicted model, not a curated record. Gene Ontology annotation, cellular component: nucleus; cytoplasm. Gene Ontology annotation, biological process: endoderm formation; negative regulation of p38MAPK cascade; protein dephosphorylation. The transcript is spliced from 4 exons. The coding region runs from base 258 to 1364 and encodes 368 amino acids. Gene Ontology annotation, molecular function: protein tyrosine/threonine phosphatase activity; MAP kinase tyrosine/serine/threonine phosphatase activity. NCBI's taxonomy places the organism in Eukaryota, Metazoa, Chordata, Mammalia, Lagomorpha, Ochotonidae.